AUGGAGAAGAUGAAGGCCUAUUUCUGCCUGAUCAAGGGGCUGCAGCCGCGGGUGUCUGAGGAGGUCAACUCCAUUCUGUCCCGCUACUACCAGCUGCAGAAGCAUAGCAACAGAAGGAACGCAGCCCGCACCACCAACCACAUGCUGGAGAGUCUCAGCCGCCUCGCAGAGGGUGGGACAACAUCUUACAUCCCAAAUAUAAUACAAUUCCUUUCCUUCUGCACUCCAUUAGGUUUAGUUGAUUUACUAAGGUGUUUAGUAUUUACUGAAACGGUAAUAAUUCAUAUUUAUGAUCAUAUUUAUUAUGUGAAUGUUUUAUGCUAUAGUUGUUGAUAUGUGAUCAAGCAGCUUAUUAAGUUUCUCUUGGUCCUUGCAGCACAUGCCAGGUUGAUGUUUCGAGACACUGUCACUGUGGAGGAUGCUGUUGUCGUGGUCUCUGUCACGGAGUGCACUAUGCAGGUAGGAAACCUUACUUUAUAUGACGUUACAUUUUACAAUUACAUUGAAUGUAUAUGGUAAUGUCUUUAGCCCAACAUGACUUAAUACACUUCAUGACAUGCAUCACAUGAAAUGGAAAUGGAAGUGUCAGGGAGAAUUGUUGUGUGGGUGUGUGCCUUAGGGGGGCGCUCUCCUGGGAGAUGUAAAUGCGCUGCACAUAGUUUAGUAGUUUCCUGACAACCCCAGUCAGCAGUACCAGACACAGUGUCAGAUUGUUCUGGAGGGACUCCAGCUGCCACACAUCCUCAACAAGGAGAUGGACAGGCUCUCAAGGUGAGACUAUGAGCACAAGUUAUAGUUGUGAAAACUCAAAGGACAAAGUUUUGUGGUGUAUGAACCUAUGCAGAACCAGAAAAAUGAGAAACUCUUGUUUUAAUACAUUCCGGAAGGUAUCGUGUUGAACACCAUCAGAAUGCUGAUACUGUGUUUGUAGAGAGUGCAACCUGUCAAGAGAAUGAAAUGCCCAGGCUAAGCCCACACACAUACUCCUUCCAAACUACACUGAACAAAAAUAUAAAGGCAACAUGUAACAAUUUCAAGGAUUUUACUGAGUUACAGUUCAUAUAAGGAAAUCAGUCAAUUGAAAUACAUUAAUUAGGCCCUAAUCUAUGGAUUUCACAUGACUGGGAAUACAGAUAUGUAUCUGUUGGUCACUGAUACCUUAAAAAAGGUAGGGGCGUGGAUCAGAAAACCAGUCAGUAUCUGGUGUGACCACCAUUUGCCUCAUGCAGCGCGACACAUCUCCUUCGCAUAGAGUUGAUCAGGCUGUUGAUUGUGGCCUGUGGAAUGUUGUCCCACUCCUCUUCAAUGGCUGUGCACAGUUGCUGGAUAUUAGCGGGAACUGGAACACGCUGUCGUACACUUCGAUCCAGAGCAUCCCAAAAAUGCUAAAUGGGUGACAUAUCUGUUUAAUCUGCAGGCCAUGGAUUAAUUGGGAAAUUUUCAGCUUCCAUGAAUUGUGUACAGAUCCUUGGAACAUGGGGCCAUGCAUUAUCAUGCUGAAACAUGAGGUGAUGGCAGCGAAUGAAUGGUACGACAAUGGGCCUCAGGAUCUCGUCACGGUAUCUCUGUGCAUUCAAAUUGCCAUCGCUAAAAUACAAUUGUGUUCGUUGUCUGUAGCUUAUGCCUGCCCAUACCAUAACCCCACUGCCUCCAUGGGGCACUCUGUUCACAACGUUUACAUCAGCAAACUGCUCACCCACACAACGCCAUACACACUGCCUGCUACCUGCCCGGUACAGUUGAAACCGGGAUUAAUCCGUGAAGAUCACACUUCUUCAGCAUGCCAGUGGCCAUCGAAGGUGAGCAUUUGCCCACUGAAGUCGGUUACGGCGCCGAACUGCAGUCAGGUCAAGACCCUGGUGAGGAUGACGAGCACGCAGAUGAGCUUCCCUGGGACAGUUUCUGACAGUUUGUGCAGAAAUUCUUUGCUUGUGAAAAUCCACAGUUUCAUCAGCUGUCCGGGUGGCUGGUCUCAGACAAUCCUGCAGGUGAAGAAGCCAGAUGUUGAGGUCCUGGGCUGGCAUGGUUACACCUGGUCUGCCGUUGUGAGGCCGGUUGGAAGUACUGCCAAAAUCUCAAAAAUGUAUGGUAGAAAAAUGAACAUAAAAUUCUCUGGCAACAGCUUUGGUGAACAUUCCUGCACUCAGCAUGCCAAUUGCACUCUCAAAACAUGAGACAUCUGUGGCAUUGUGUUGUGUGACAAAACUGUACAUUCUAGAGUGGCCUUUUAUGCUGUUUAAUCAGAUUCUUGAUAUGCCACACCUGUCAGGUGGAUGGAUUAUCUUGGCAAAGGAGAAAUGCUCACUAACAGGGAUGUAAACAAAUUUGUGCACAAAAUCUGAGAGAAAGAAGCUUUUUGUGCGUAUGGAACAUUUCUGGGAUCUUUUAUUUCAGGUCAUGAAACACUUUACAUGUUGCGUUCAUAUUUUUGUUCAGUAUAAAUCCCUUUUAUAACAUCUCCCCCACCAACAUAUUAUCUCUAAACCCUAGCCCAGUGAAAAUACUGAAUACAAUUCUCUGUGAAGGAGUAAGACUUCCCUCUCAUAUACAGUGAGUCAUUGUGCUUUCUUCAGGCUGCAGAAUAAUGGGCCAUGCUCCCCUAAAGUAGAACAGAAAAAAGGUGUCUGAGAAGCUGCGAGACAAAUGGCUCAGAGAGAUGACUAAUGUUCCCCUGCAGUGAGAGGAAGCUGUGGGAGGAGGCAGCACCAGCAGAUACCUCAUAGACCAUGUAGAGCAGGCCUUCUCCACAGACUCCCUGCCCUCCCACAGCACACCUCGAGCAGGGAAGAAACGCAACUCAAAGAAGAACAAUGUCCCUUAUAACCUUCCGUCUGGAGACCAGGACACCUCUGAUACUGUGGGGGCACGGGGAGAAGAACUGCACUCUUAAGUGCACAGGGUUCACAUUUAAACCUCUCUGCUCUUAUCCUGACAGCUCAGACGUUCACACAGAGAAUAGAGGUACACAUAGCAAGGCAAACCCACAGAACAGAGACAAUCAUAACACAGCUUCUUCACGACAGAGAAAGAGAGAACAGAAAAGGAAAAGGGUGAUAAACAGUUUUACAAAGACAGGCCAGCAGAGGGCAGCAGUGCAGCCAAGAAGCUGAGGCUGAGGGUUCAGUCUGAGGAGAAUGACUUUCCCACUGAGGUGCCAUGUGACCUGAGGUUAGUGGUCCCAGGGCAGAGGGAGGUGGUGGUGGGGGGGGGGGGAAUCAUGGGGCAGAGCAGAAACGCCAGCAGCUGCUGAGUAGACCGAGCGGUUAGGCUCUAGGUAAGAACAGAACUACAUCAACAACCCGCACAGAGCCACCACCACCCCCACUACAGCCAGACCACCCAAAGCCCACUGUGGCGGCUUCUACCCUGGCCAAACUCUCCAGGUUCUCCUUCACAACCACAAAGGACCAGGAAGUUAAAACCCCAAAAACAACUCCUACGUCAGGGGCUCAGGUAACCUCCUCCAUAGAGCGUAAAGCAGGGCACCAGGACACAAGGACACAAGCUAUCACCAGCAUACAGCAAAGGAUAGGAUAGGGACGCAAGCUAAAGCCACUACAGAGGAUAAGACAAGGGAGUGGCAAGGGUUAGUGGAGGCAAAGACUUACAGACAGUUAACAGUAAAGUCCAGACCCCUGCUGGAGAUUCUGCUGGCAACCCUAAAAAGAGGAAGUGUUUUGAGCUGGGCUCUAAAGGUCCUUUCUCAGGCUUCUCUAUGUUCAGCUCCUCCAUCUUCGAUUAUGAUGAUCUGGAUGUGGACUGGGACGAGGAGUCAGGGAAAAAAGCAAAAAUGUAA
Messenger RNA from Coregonus sp. 'balchen', 3796 nucleotides. NCBI's taxonomy places the organism in Eukaryota, Metazoa, Chordata, Actinopteri, Salmoniformes, Salmonidae. The record is from the annotation of a GenBank genome assembly.